Messenger RNA from Colletotrichum truncatum, 1527 nucleotides. RefSeq names its product fungal specific transcription factor domain-containing protein. The record is from RefSeq and is a predicted model, not a curated record. NCBI's taxonomy places the organism in Eukaryota, Fungi, Ascomycota, Sordariomycetes, Glomerellales, Glomerellaceae. Gene Ontology annotation, molecular function: DNA-binding transcription factor activity, RNA polymerase II-specific; zinc ion binding. Gene Ontology annotation, biological process: regulation of DNA-templated transcription.
AUGGUAUACUAUGGCGCUCUGAGCAAAGGCUGUCAACGGUGUCGCAAGCGCAAAGUCAAGUGCGAUCAACGGCAACCAGGAUGCCUCAAGUGUGAGAAAGGAAAAAAGCCAUGUCCUGGUUAUCGGGACUUGGCUGAUGUGCUUUUUCGCGAUGAACGCCAAAGGAUUAAGAACAGAUUCUAUGAGAAGCUUCACACUGAACGAGGGGUUACACCAGCUGCCAAUUUACAGUUGUGUGCCACUCACUUCACAACUAUGACAGAGGUGCACACGCCCGAACAUCCAACUCCGUCUUCGGUAGAAAUUCCCCUUACACAACCUCUUGAAGACCGGGCAGCCAACUUUUUCUUUGCUUACUACACCACUACUGGACCACCUUUUUGUGAUACGUAUCAGGCAUGGCUAGCCCAAGCGUAUUUGCAGGAGAGCCACAGCAACCUUGUUCGAGCAACCAUCCAAGCAGUAGGGAUGGCUGCAAUUUCCAACGUAUUUAAUGCUCCUGACGUCGUCCUCAAGGCCAAAGAUCGAUAUUGUCAAGCAUUGAAAGCCACCAACCUGGCAUUGCGUGACCCUUAUCAGACCACCGAAGAUUCUACCCUUAUAGCAAUUCUUUUGCUAGGGCUUUUCGAGACAGUCACUUUUGAAAACUCAAGAAGCUACCAUACCUGGGCGUCGCAUAUUGAGGGAGCCACAGCCCUGCUACACCUUCGAGGCCAAGAUCAAUUUUCUCGGGAAUUGGGUAUACAGCUCUAUAUACAGUUUCGAAACCAAAUUCUGCAAGCCUGUAUGCAACGAGGUUCACGAGUACCUCCCGCUUUGGUCGAGGUCACGGCAGAGUUCGAGAAUAGUAAAUUUGGAAAACAUUACAACAGCAUGCGGGCAGGAUCUUUGGCGCUUGUUGGCUUUCGUAUCGUAAACAUUCGCGCCGAGAUCAAAAACCAGAGAAUAUUGGACCCGGACAAAGUAUGGCAGCUUGCCCUUGAUAUUAACGACGACUUGCACAGUUGGGCGAUUUUACAAACGAAAAGGGCCUAUUAUCAGACUGAAGCAGUUGAGAAUUCAACUGGGAAAUACUUCAAUGGGAAACGACAUAUUUACACUAGUGAAUGGGGCGCACAGGUUUGGAACAACUGGCGUUCAAUGAUGAUACUAAACAGUCAGGUUAUUUUGGACUAUGUUGACAAACAGCGCUUCGGAGACGAUUUUGGCAAAGAAAUGAUGCGUUCCGAUAUAAUAUCAACUAUACAAAGCCUCUCAGAAGAAAUUUGUAUCUCUACCUCUAAUCUCUCGGGCUCGCCACGUGCGUCCUCAAUGAUCUGGCCACUGUAUAUAGUAUCACAAGAGGAAGUGAACAGUGCAGAAGUGAGAUCAUGGGCCGCAGACCAACUGCACGGCAUCAAGAUUUCUUUGGGAAUCAAACAAGCUGCCGUUUUGGCUGAUGACGCUUGUCCAAACUGGAGGGAGUUGGAAUUGAUGUCAAGUUUCAGCUCCCAGCCACUAAACAUGCCCUCCAACUUUCCUCAAUAA